UUAUAUGCACCUUCUCCCCCUUUCUUUGUUCCUUCCGUCCAUUAUUCUCUUCAUCCUUCUGGGUUUUGCACAGAAAUUAAUAAGAGGGGUUCAUCUUUUUUCCUUUCCCCCUCUCUCGUUUUUCACCCAUUACGACCCUAUUUCAAUUUAUUUCUCCUUAAUUCCAAUACCCACAAUUGAAUUCUGCAAAUUUUGAAAACGCCCAAAUUUGCGUCGGUCCCUCGUCGAAGACGAUGAUUUUCGCUGAUGGGGUUGGGAAUUUGUUGUAAUCGGACGGCUGCGGGAGGAAGGUGGAGAGGUAUAGAGGCGAAACAGAAGGUCUUUUGGGCGUUUAAAUGGACUGCCGGGUAUGCGUUGCGGGUGGGGAUUUAUGGGUCAAGCUAAGCGGAAUCGGGGGUAUGGGUCAGAUGGGUGGUUUUAGCCAUGAAAGCGAGCAUGAUUUGGCUCUUAUGGUCAGCGAUUUCCUUGAAAAUGGGAGCGGUGGGGCUGAGUCUCGGUGUAGCAGCGAUAGCGAUUCUGGUGUCUCUGAUCUUGCUCAUCUUGCCGACAAGAUUCUGUUCUAUAAAAAUCCAGUAUCCCAAUACGAAAGCGAUUUACUUUCAGUGGUUCAUUCACUGACCUUGUCGAUGAACGAGAAGGCCCUGAACGUUAACAAGUCGGGUCCCUGCAAUGCCAGUUGCUUCCGGUUUGCUUUAGUCAAGCUAUUGAGGCUCUCUGGUUAUGAUGCUGCUGUGUGCACAACCAGAUGGCAGGGCGCUGGCAAGGUUCCUGGAGGAGACUACGAGUACAUCGAUGUCGUUAACUACACCAGUGGAAGCUCAGAGCGACUGAUAGUCGAUAUCGACUUCCGAAGCCACUUUGAAAUAGCGAGGGCAGUCGAAUCAUACGAUAGGAUAUUGGAUUCGCUUCCUGUAAUCUACGUUGGUUCGUUAUCGAGACUUAAGCAGUUCCUUCAAAUCAUGGUUGAAGCUGGGAAGUCAUCGCUUAAGCUAAACUCGAUGCCACUCCCUCCAUGGAGAUCUCUUGCAUACUUGCAAGCGAAAUGGCAGUCACCAUGCCAGAGAAUGGUUCAUCAUCCAGAAGAACAGCAGCAGCAGUUGAUGUUAAGCCACAAGCAGUGCAUGGGACAUUUGAAGAGACUUCAAUCAGUACUCCAAUCAGAAAUCGAAAUGGAUCGGUUUCUGAGGCCGAUGACCGGUGAUAACAUUAGGAAAAUAAAGACCGAAAGGCGACGACACUUGAGAUGUAGAAAUGAGAGGGAGAAGUUUUGGAUUUGAUUUGAUACACCAGCAUCAGACAGAGGGAGGUACUACAUAAGUUGUGAUGGAUGGGAAUUCAAUUUACAAACAACCAACCAUGGAGGAACCACUGCUUGGUUUGGCUGUUUUUUCUAAUAUAUAUAUAUAUAUAUAUAUAUAUAUAUAUAUCUAUUUAUACAAUAGAAUUAGAAAGAAAUUUUUAUUUCCUUUUACAAUUUUCUCUCGGUGCCUGAUGUUUUUGUGGGCGUUGGGAACUCUUCAUUUUUAUCUCAUAUGAUUGUAUUUUAAUUUUUUAUUUUUUAUUUUUUAUUUAUCCAUUAUGCUCUCAAGUGGGAAAUUUAUGUUCUUAAUUAUUGACAUUUAUUAUUA
Messenger RNA from Cucurbita maxima (winter squash), 1628 nucleotides. RefSeq lists its product as uncharacterized. The record is from RefSeq and is a predicted model, not a curated record. The coding region runs from base 336 to 1277 and encodes 313 amino acids. Lineage: Eukaryota; Viridiplantae; Streptophyta; Magnoliopsida; Cucurbitales; Cucurbitaceae. The transcript is spliced from 3 exons.